This is a messenger RNA of Magallana angulata, 4692 nucleotides long. RefSeq names its product tubby-related protein 4-like. The record is from RefSeq and is a predicted model, not a curated record. The coding region runs from base 643 to 3969 and encodes 1108 amino acids. The transcript has 18 exons. Gene Ontology annotation, molecular function: protein binding. NCBI's taxonomy places the organism in Eukaryota, Metazoa, Mollusca, Bivalvia, Ostreida, Ostreidae.
CAUCGGAAAAAUGGAAGAAGUAAGUGAAGUUGUAUACAAAAGACUCCACUUCCUGUCCCGGAAGCCAGAUAAUUUCAGGAAUAAUCUCUCUGCACUCGGACACCAAGAUGAAGCUUAAGGUCAUCUGUAUAAUGCCAUUAAAACUUUCAUUUUCAGGUUCAAUUUCCAAUGGUGAAAGAAAAAAAAAUCAAGACAGAUUUGAGAGGAAAAAAGAAAAUUAACUUCAUGGAUUUCAACCCGAUUGCUCUACUUGUUUAAGCAACACUGGCCAUGUUGAGUCAGAGGAAACUAUUGAUUUUUGCUGGUUGAUGACUUUGAGAAUCGCUGCCGAGAGAUUCAUAGACUUUGCUUGCUACAGAAGCACAUGGACCUUAAACGUACUACACAUCGACGAUAACGGUAUAGUCUGACUCGAGAUCCACCAACCACGUGCUAGUGCAAACUCACAGAGAUCUGACUCAUAAUGCGAGCAAGGGACCUUUAAUUAAAUUGCAUCCCAGACAUGGAGUAAAAAUCAGGAUUUUUUUUAUUGGACCGAGGACUGCAGGAUUUUCAUACAUGAUCUGUGCCGAGAAAAAGAAAAGUAACACACCAACCAUGAUUUUCACAGUGAACUAAAAUUCCAUCAGACCCGAUAGCGAAAUGCACGUGCAUUUUGAGCAGAACAACUCCUCCCGCACGGAAUGUACCAUCCACUCCUUGUCAUGGAUGGGGAAAGUCCCGGAUGUUCCGGACAACAAUGGGGGAUGGAAACUGAACCGAAACCAAUACUACAUGGAAGGGUGGCUGGCCAGUGGAAACGCCAAAGGGGUGGUGGGGGUCACGUUCACUACCAGUCACUGCAAGAAGUACGAUCCACCUCCCAGAAGUAACUUUAACCUCAGAGGUCACAAGAGUGAGGUGACUUUGGUUCGUUGGAAUGAGCCUUACCAGAAGCUAGCCACAUGUGAUGUUCAAGGAGCCAUAUUUGUCUGGAUAAAACAUGAAGGAAGAUGGUCCACUGAACUCAUCAAUGACAGAAACAGCCAGGUGACAGACUUUUCCUGGUCCCAUGAUGGUAGAAUGGCCCUGAUUUGUUACUGUGACGGCUUUGUAUUGGUGGGGUCUGUGGCGGGGCAGAUGUACUGGUCCUCCAUGCUCAACCUGGACCAGACAACCAUUACCUGUGGGGUGUGGUCCCCUGAUGACCAACUGGUGAUAUUUGGUACCAUGGAUGGGCAGAUCAUUGUCCUCAGCUCCACUGGAACCAUGGUAACACAAGUGGUGGUGCUGCAAGGAACCGAGAUUAUCUCCCUUACAUGGUCAUGUGAAAAAUUCAACAUGGAUGAGUCUUCCACGGAGCAGAAUGAAAAUUUCACUGCCCCGACUGUUACCACACCGAAAUGUGUAGAUGCAGUCCUGGCAGUGUGCUUCAAGAGUGGUGCCAUAUAUCUAAUGUCUAACUAUGACGAUUUACAUCCCAGAAUUAUCUACACCCAUCUUAAAGGUUCCAUUAAAUUGGACUGGUCAAAUUGUGGGGAAGUUUUAGCUGUUGGUGGAUUCACCCGACUUCCCAAUCUUCAAUGCCAAAAUGAGGUUCAUUUUUACACCAAAGAGGGACAACUCUUACACAGGGUUUAUCUCCCCUGUCAGGGCAAACCACUCACAGCUCUGUGCUGGGGCCACAAUGACCGCCGCCUGUUUGUGGCGGCUGGUUUCAACCUCCACGUGGCAUGGGUAAUGAAAAAGGUUCCUCAUCUCCAGUUCCUAUGCCAGCGCAUCAUCCAGAUCUGUAUCAAGAGUGAGAAACUCAUCCGCAAGCUACCUCUUCCUGCAAGACUCCAUCACAGCGUUCAAACCAUGUUCUCACCUACCAUCAAGAGCUACAUUCCAGACCCAUUCAAGUUGCGGGAAUUCAUCUGUUCCCCUCCCCCAGCCAGUGAGAGACUGUUCUGUACCAUGAUCAGGCACGGGGAAGAGACAUCGGGGGGACACUAUACACUGUACCUGGAGUACCUAGGGGGCCUUAUUCCACUGCUGAAGGGAAAGCGUGCCAGCAAACUUAGGCCGGACUUUGUUAUCUAUGAUCCUAAGAUUGGGGCCAAAGCAUGCAGUGAGGAUCAACAUUCGCUUCCAGAGUGUGUCUUUGAAGCCAGUCUAACAGAUUCUGAUGAGGAAAUUCCAUCAGAUGGGUGUGGCUCUCCCAGAAUGCAACGCAAGAAACGUCCCAAAAUAUUCAGACCUAAGAAGGUGGAUCGAUCAAUAACCUUCCGAACGUUAGAUGAACUUUUAUAUAAUGACAGUCUUCCAGAGAGCAACAAGCUGGUAGAAGUCACAUCAAACAUUUGGGGAACAAAGUUCAAGCUGACGGGUUUGGCCCCUUUCUUGCCUGAGGACCUGGGUAAUGUUCUGUACAAGACCAGUCUGCUGCACCUCCAGCCCAGACAGAUGACCAUCACCAUCACCGCCCUCAGCGCGGUCAACCAGCCACUGUCCAGGGACCCCAACUUUACACCUGCAGGCCAUUUUGAUGAAGAUGGAGAGGUUAGAUCCAACGAAGAUUUGCCUGUUGACUUGGAAGACAUGGGUCAGGAGGACGGAAUAUUAGUGUCAGAAACGUAUAGUGGUGAUAAUGUUAAUCGAGGCACAAGCCAUGUCUUCAUGGACAUUAAAAAGUCUUCAAAUUCAUCCAAUCAAAAUGAGGAGAAGGUUCUUUGUGACAUAAGUAGUAAUUUGAGUAGUAAUAAUAAUGUGUUCAAUGGUGAACGACUGCACUGGUCACCCAGCAUGAAAAACAGAUCUCUUUCACCUGCCUCCGAAUCCGUUGCUCAAAAUAACGCCUUUAACAGUGUAGACAAUUCUGUUCUGAAGGAUAAGUUCAUUGGUCAAGGUGCAAUCCCCAAGGUCAGCUCAACAGAGGUGACUGUGGGGACACCUAGCGGAGAGACGCUGGUUCAUGCAAACAAUAAUUCAUCAUCGGUGUCAAGUGCCAACAUGAGGACUAGUUUACACAAUGAAGUGUCCAGUAUAAUGAAAGAUGGUGACGAGAAUCGCUGGGCGGAUCUCGCCAAUCCUGGGAUCAAGUUCAUAGAUGACGAAGGACUGAACAAUCGUAACUCGGAAAAUUCGGACAAUAUGGCAGGAAUAAUCUGUGAUUCUAGUCAAUUGACUCCCACUUUGUCUGAUAACCAGAAAAGGUUGUAUUUGGAAACGUUGUCCAACGUUGAUUCUGAUGCAAUGAUAUGUGAUCAUAGUCGAGACCCCUCGGAAAACGGGGACGAUGCUGAUACAAUGUUAGGGUCUCUGGAUGAUGUGCAUAAAGACACAUGUAGAAGUAGCAGUGUAUUCUCAGGUGCUUCUUGUUCUGUAUUCCAUUACGACGAUGAAGUGGUGGAUCCAGCUUCUUUCACUCGUAACACUUCCACAAUGGAAAUCAGCCACAGCGCAUCUUUGCCAAAUUCUCCUCUGCAUAGGGCUGCAGAUUCGCCCAUGAGAGAUAUUAGAGAAGAAAUUCUACAGGGUACUUGCAAGCAUUAUAGUCCGAUAUUCAAGAGAAAGUCUAGACAUUUUAACCCAAGAAAUUACCAUAACGGGGAUGAAGAACGGACGAUAGAAGAUGGAAAGUAUUCCCAGAGUUUUAAAAACUUGGAGACUUUCCAGAAAUCACAACUAAAACAGAAGCUCCAGAAAGUGCGUAAGAGGAGCGAAGACAGGGGAAGGUCGAGAUACCCACAUCUUGGACAUCGCCAGUUCGUUAUGCACAACAAAGCUCCUCUCUGGAAUGAGAACAGCCAGGUGUAUCAGCUAGACUUUGGAGGGAGGGUCAGCCAGGAGUCUGCGAAAAACUUCCAAAUAGAGUUCCGAAGUCGUCAGGUGAUGCAGUUUGGUAGAAUCGGAAGCAAUGCCUACACAUUGGACUUCCAGUACCCAUUUACUACCCUGCAGGCUUUCGCUGUAGCUCUAGCAAAUGUGACUCAGCGCCUGAAAUAGCCUACAAUGCACUAAAGUCUGGCUGGACUACCAGGUAGACGAACAGAGGUCUUUAGUGCAAAAGUUUUUUUCGCAUGCACUAAAAAGAGACCAGAUUUCAAAAGAAACAAUUGGGCAUAACAAGUGCAAGCGUAUCCUAAUAAGUGGGACUUAUCAAAACUGAUGAAUCAUUGUCAACUAUUUUGUCUUGUCAGAGAAGGUUAUAAACUUUGACAAACUGUUUAGUUUUAAAAUCUUUUUUCUCAGCAGGCUGACGCUGUAAUCUUUAUCGCUAGCAAAUAUUUUCUUUCAAUACAGAAAUCAAUAGUUUUUGCGAAUGAAAUACAAGAGCCAAUGAUAAGACUUCAUUAACCCCGUGUAUUUUAAUGCUUUUCUUGUCUCUAUCUUCUCUAAUGAAAUGACUUUAACGAAGAGAAUUUUAAGUUGUGCGUUGUUAUUGUGAAAAAAAAUAUACAUGGGAUAUUAGUAAUGAAAAAAAGCAUAUGUCUAAAUGCACGGGAUUUGAUUAAGAAGAUAAUAGAUAUUUCUACUUAUAUUGUGUAAUGAAUUAGAAUUUAAAAAUGCUGAAUCAAUAUUAUUGCUUUUGUAAAAGAUGAUGGAUUUAUGAGUUAAAUAAAAACUGAAUACAUAUUAAUUGAUGAUGGUUCAAUUAUAGUUAUUUUAUGUUUUGUUAUUCACAAAUAAAGCGAACAUAGUAAGAUUUUUUAGUGUCUGCUUAUCGUG